AAAAACGAAAAAGAAAAAAGAAAAUAAAAAUGAAAAAGAAAAAUUUGUAAAGAAACAUACACACAACCCUUGACAUUCUCUUUUUCUCUUCUUUGAUUGCAACUACUGCACCUCGUGGAAAGAAUAAGUAGUAGUAGUAGUAGUAGUAGUAGUAGUAAGUAAAUGGUGUAUGGUAUAUGUCGGUCGGUCGGCCGACGCGUCGCGUCCUUGCCAGUUAGUUUUCUACCCCCGCCAACAGCACCAUAACCACUACCACCCCACCACCAUCAGCAUCAGCAGCAGCAGCAGCAGUAAAAGCAGCAUGUUACUCAGAGUGAACACGACGACGUCUGUGCCGCGAGUGAGGAAUAGCCCACUGCCGAGUAUUCGCCCCCCACUAUUGGCCAAAGCAUAGAGUUUUUAGUCCCCACCAUAGGGCCGCGACGGCGUCAUCGUUUUCCGUCCACUAUGUAAGAGCCCGCAGAUAUGAGCACCGCGUUCCAGUCUCGCAGCGGUAGUCGUCGAGUUCAAAACUAUUUCGUGUUAUCGUAAAAUGGCAUAUUAAUAAGUGCACCAAACUAAAAUAUAUAUAUAUAUAUGCAUAUAUAUAUAUAUGCUCGCUCGAAGUCCCUCGGUGUUUAUCGCGGUGUCAAUAAUUACGAAAGAAGAAAUUCGUAAUCAGCUGGAGUCACUCGCGACGACGUCACGAAGGACAUCAUCGUCGUCGUCGUCGUCGUCGUCGUCGUCGUCGUCGUCGUCGUCGUCGCCGUCUUAUUCAAAUCGGCAGGAACCUUAACGAAUAUAAUAUUCCCGUAUUGGUGGGAAAAGGGGCGAUCGGGCAGCGGUGGUGGUACCCCUCUCGACUAUCCCACGGUCGCUACGAGCGAGAACAGCCCGAAGAUUUUUCCACCGAAGUCCAAGAUGCACAUCGAGGUGCAGGUGGCACUCAAUUUCGUGAUAUCGUAUCUUUAUAACAAGUUACCACGGAGGAGGGUCAACAUAUUCGGCGAGGAACUCGAGAAAGCAUUGAAAGAUAAGUUCAAGGGUCACUGGUAUCCGGAGAAGCCGUUCAAGGGUUCAGCGUUCAGAUGCCUCAAAACUGGCGACCCGGUGGAUCCAGUUCUGGAACGAGCAGCUAAAGAAAGCGGCGUACCGAUUCAAGACAUCCUGGAGAAUCUGCCGGCCGAGUUGGCCGUCUGGGUGGACCCGGGCGAGGUCAGCUAUCGAAUAGGCGAGAUGAAUGCCGUGAAAAUCCUCUACUCCGAGACCGGAGAUCCCCACGACGAGAGUUCGGCCGAUCGAGAGGUCACCAAAACUUUCAAUCCCGAGGCCCAAUGCUUCAGACCGAUCGAGGCUGUCGGUACGUCCUUGGGUGGUCUCAGUUUAAGUCCCAAAUCCACCUCGCCCUUCCCGACUUCUCUAGCCAGUAGCAACAGUAGCAGCAACGGCUCCUCCAACAAUCAGCAGAACAGCCACGGUUCCGGGUCUUCCUCGGCCCCCUCGCCCACGCCGAUCGGUAAUUCGUUCAAGGGCUCGCCCAGCCCCGUACCAAACUUCAUCCCGCGUACCACGGCACCGCUCACCUUCACGACCGCAACCUUCGCUCAAACGAAAUUCGGCAGCACCAAGCUGAAGACGAGCAGCAAACGAGCGAACAGGAUGUCACCCACUGAGUUUUCGAAUUAUAUAAAGCAGCGUGCGAUGCAACAACAGAUUCAUCACCAUCAUCAUCAUCAACAACACCAGCAACAGCAGGCAGCUGCGGCGGCGGCGGCGGCGGCCCAGCAGCAGCAACAGCAACAACAGGCGGCGGCGGCGGCGGCAGCCCAGCAGCAGCAGCAGCAGGUGCAGCAACAGGCCCAGCAACAGCAGCAGCAGCAGCAAGGAAGCACCAGUGGCAGCGGCGGCGGGGUCCUGCCGGUGGUGUCGCAGAGUUCGCCGAACAAUCGCAGCCUGUCGCCGGGUAGCAUAGUGGGUGCCGGGGGGGCCGGGAGCCAACAGCACACGGAUCCGAGCGCAUAUUUCUUCCAGCACGGUCCGGCGGCGGCAACCGCCGCGUACCACCCACAAUUUUCCCACCGCAACAUUUUCGAUUCGUCGAGCCACGGGGGCUACCUGCCCAGCGAUCUGUACGCCGGGGCCGCCAAGUUCCCCUCGUCCUACCUCGACCCUGGCACGAUUGCCGGGUAUCAGUUCUAUGGUGGCAGCGUCAACGGUACCGGAACCGGUACCACCGGCGCCGGCACCAACGGGGCCACCAGCAACGGCAUCCUCGCUGGUGCAACCGGCAACGCAGGGGCCAACGCGCAAAAUUCCGCAAACCUUGGACCCGUUGGCUCGGGUGCCACCCCCAGCACCGGCACCGUCAACGUGGCGGCAGCGGCAGCAGCGGCGGCGGCAGCUCAACAACAACCCGACAAAAAUGCUCUCGUCGAGGGCCUGAACAAUUUCGGAUUGGGCUCGGUGGCACCCUAUCCUGCCAGCCAAUACCAGCACCUCCUCGUAGCCAAUUAAUAUCCUGCGCGCGUAAACGCUGCUAGGCAAGUUGCCGCCACGCGCCUGACGAUUCGCUCCCCUCGCCAGGAUGACUCUUACCGACCUUCAACAAGGUCGCCCCAUCGAUCUGUCGACUCCAAAUUAUGAAGUCCCCCUCAGGAGGAAUGGAAAACGUAACCUAAACUAGAGGACAACUUUAUUACAUCUUUACCGUUCUCUUAUAGUUGAUAGACAAAGAAGAGAAGAGGGGGCAACGAUAAAACAAAGCCGCGGGGGCGUUAUCGUUGACGACACUAAAGUCAAAGCAAGAAUAACUGCAAUGCAUACUCGAGAUAGAAAAACCUGACGAUUGAGACGACGAGGACGAAGACAGUGCAGUUAUUUGUUUGUUCGAUGCGAUCGAAUCGAUCACACGAAUUCGGGGAUUUUACGAACGAAUAUUAUUACCUGCACGACGUUACACACCAUCGUCAUUAUUAUUGACAUGGAAACGUAUCAUAUAUAUAUAUAUAUAUACAUACAUACAUAUAUGUAUUUAUACACAUACAUCUGCACACAACGAUACAUACAAAAACACGCGUUAUUAAUAGGGCAGAACUAUAAUACAUACACGUCCCGAGGAAAAAAUGAUACACGCAUAAAAUUACACAGAAACACACAGAAAAUCCUAGAACGAUUUGCAGACGAAGGGAGGAUAGUGCAACAAGAUGAUGCUAACUAUUUGAAUUAUGCGAAAAGUUUUCGAAGAAGAAAACUAAACGACACUGAGACGAACGUUCCACACUCUUAGGUUAGAACGUUCAAGGAUUACAGUCCCGACGGGCUGAACACACGUAUACAUAAUAAUACAUACAUACAUGCAUACAUACGUAUUACACACACGUACAUAUUACCAAGACGUAAUAAUUUAUUUUUUCACUGGUAUAGUCGGAGAAUUGAUAAUGGAUAUGACUGUAGAGCCUAUGUAUUAUAAUUGAAGAUGCACUCACUUUACGGGUUCUCGCGAGCAAAAAAUAAUUAGGAAGAAGAAGUAUCUGUCAAUUCCUUUCGUCGUGUACACGACAACGACGACGACGGAUAUUAUUAAACGGGGAUGGAAAAUAAAUCGGGAAUUAGAGUCGGGGGGAGUGAUCGAAAAAACUAUGGGAGACGGAAGAAGAAAAUAAUCUGAAGACCGCCGAGCGAAAUCCGAAAAAAAAAAAGCAAAACGAGAGGAGGAAACAAUUUUCUCUCUUUCUCGCGGAGGAUGAGCACGGAUAUUAUGAACAAACAAAAAACAAACAAAAAAAUAAUAAGAAAGAGAGAGAGAGCGCACGCAAUUUCAUACCGUUCGGAAAAAUUCGUCAUCGGUACGAAAUUUUUCAUUUUAUUUUUAUAAUAAAUACAGUAGAACGUAGGAGAGAUAAUGUGAGGGGGGACGGGGAAGAGGAAGAAGAGUAGGAAGAGGUGAAACAAGUAGAAGAUAACAAAAUGGAAUGAUGAUGAUGAUUGGCGCGUGUCGUAUUAUUCGUAAGGAUUAGCGUACGAACGGUAAAGCCACGUUUAGCGCGUUCACGCCGAUGUGCAUCACCGGUGGGUCAAACUCGACUGUCGUUGUGUGCAGCGAAAAAUAUGAAAAUCGGGGGCCCGUGUGAACGUGUUAAUAAAUAAUCUUCGAAUUGAUCGAUUUCACGUGAAAUCGAAAUAAAGGAGGGAAGAUUUUGGAUACGUGGUGAACGCCGUUGUCCGCACGAAUCCUGGAUAUUAGAAAAUUAGUUUAAAUGGCCGCGGAUUAUUAUCAUGAAAUGUCCUUAGAAGAGCUCACGAUUUUUGUUCGUUCGACGAUUUAAAAUGUUGUAAAAUAAGAAAGAGAGAAGAAUAGGUGUUUGUUGUUGAAAAAACAAAAGACGAGCGACGAGCCUAUUGACAUAUUUUGUUUGUAGACUUUUGUGAUAUUUGUCUGCCAGCCAUUAACAGAGACCAACCAAAAAUUAGAAGAAGAGAAAGGGGGGAGAAAAAGUGUAUACUCUUUACUUUGAUUUUUACUUUUCUAAUGAUUCGAAUAUGUUUUUUUCUUCUCUUUUUUCAUCUUUGAUCAUGCACCUCUUCUUCUCGUGAGCUCUUGUCAAGGGAAAUUAGAAAGAAAGGAAAAAAAAGGGAGAAUAUAUGGUAAAUGGGAAUGCAAAAAGGAAAUGAUAAACGUGGCUCGAUAAUAACGGCCGACAAUGAAGAAAAAAUUAGAACGAAAAAAUAGGGGAAAUGUUAGGUGGUUUGUGGUUCGUGGUCAGUGGCCCGGGGGGGCCCGCCCGGGUACACUAGGUGCUAAAAGUAUUCAAAACAAACAGAAAAAAGUGAUUAUCUUGUCAUAAUUAUGAGAAAAUCGUAAGGAUGCGCGCAUCCGGAGACCGUCGACAGGCCCGAAUAAUAGAGCAAUGAAAACGAAAAUGAAACGGAAAGAGAGAGAGAGAGAAAACAAAAAGAUUUUUAACACUAGAUUUACCAGACCAGUCAGAAUGAUUGUGAAACUUUCAUUUUAUUUUGGUAAUAAUAUCAUGACUCUUUUGUAGCUAUAAUUCAAGAAUAUCAGUUUUAUGAACUUUAUAUUAUCUUAUAUAUAUAUAUAUAUAUAUAUAUAUUGGUAACAAAUAUAUUUUUUACUAUUGCUAUUUUGUUGGAAAUAUUGAAUUUUAACCAUUUCGGUAUAGUACAUGUUUCCUCUCUCUUCUUUCUGAUCAUUAAAACUCGUACUCUUACAUAAUUAAUAUGUAAAGGAAAUAGAAAGGGAAGAAAAAAAAAGGUUACGGUAGAAAA
Molecule: messenger RNA, 5265 nt
Organism: Polistes canadensis
Lineage: Eukaryota; Metazoa; Arthropoda; Insecta; Hymenoptera; Vespidae
Gene: Tob
Product: protein Tob1
Exons: 3
Coding region: 901-2493 (530 amino acids)
Biological process (GO): regulation of gene expression
Cellular component (GO): cytoplasm; nucleus
Molecular function (GO): transcription corepressor activity
Source: RefSeq, a predicted model, not a curated record